GUGACUAUGUCUGGUCGCGGCAAAGGCGGUAAAGGUUUGGGUAAGGGAGGUGCCAAGCGUCACCGGAAAGUACUGCGGGAUAAUAUCCAAGGCAUUACCAAGCCGGCUAUUCGGCGCCUUGCUAGACGUGGUGGGGUUAAACGAAUCUCUGGUUUGAUUUACGAGGAGACCCGAGGUGUUCUCAAGGUUUUUCUGGAGAAUGUGAUCCGGGACGCGGUGACCUAUACGGAGCACGCCAAGCGCAAGACUGUCACUGCCAUGGAUGUGGUUUACGCGCUUAAGCGCCAAGGACGCACUCUAUACGGUUUCGGCGGUUAAUAUUUUAGUCAGUUUUUCUUCCAAUGGCCCUUUUCAGGGCCGCCCACUCCCUCUCAGAAAGAGCUGUGAUCGUAUCCUUUCGAAAAAUAUCUCAGUAGCUUUACUCAGCUACUUUGCCUAGUAUGAACAACUACAGGCCGGUUGGGAGAGACCAGGUUCUUAGGUCUGAGCGACUGCUAAAGCAGAAGUCAGUUGAGCAAACGCGGUCUCUGGGAUAAGCGGGCUAUGAACUUUAAUGCUAUGGUUUUGACUCAAAGCAACACUGCAGCGCGAGUCCGAUAAAUGAGUUGUUCAGCUUUUUUUUAAAAACAAAUUGCAUUAUUUGUACGGGAGUCUAAGAUACCAGCCGGCUGCGAGUGAUUAGGUGGAUUAAAAUAGAUGUCAGGUGUUUCCCAGGCGUAUCUGACUUAAGCAACGUCAGCAAGAUCUGUACUUUUAGCCUCCCUGGUAACACCUGCCCUCAACCGCACCCCUUCCCGUAGCGCCAGAAGCCUUUACUUCCAUUUUUAGUUGAGCUUGGCGUCGUGCUGAGUGACGUCACCUACCCUUUCCCCCGAGUAAGACUGGCAGUUAAAGCUGCUUUGCUAUUUUCAGUCCUCAGGCUGGAGGCUAUCCUAGGCAGGCUGCCUACGCAGUUUGUAAAUUCCCACUUAGUAGACUAAGGGAAUCUGUUUUAUAAAUAAGGACUCACAUUUCCUCUGACUCCGAGGUCCGUGGCAGUAGCUAUAAAAUGGAAGCGGCUUCUGAUAAAGGAUUCUUCCAUGACUCUUGCAUAAUAUUCACUGUACCUGUCAACCCAACAGUCUUCUAUUCCUGCCUUAAAUUGUAAAUUCCAAAACUAAUUUUUUUAAUUGUGCAAGUUUCAAACUGUACUACCUAGGAAGUGUUUCAAAGUUAGGUGACCAAAUAUAGAAGUCAGCCAAAUAUUCAGCAUCUUUGAUUUAAUAACAUACAUAGAGGGCUACUUCAGCAAAAAAAAAACUUUGUUGUCUGCUUACUUUGCUAACAAGCCUCUCCCCACAGGAGGACAUAGUGAAUAGAUAGUUGAGUAAGUGAGUUCGGGUGAGAGGUCUGAGCUGGAGAUAAAAAUGUGGGAGACAUCAGCAGAUAAAUGCUGAGACCGGAUGAGACGGCUAAAAACUGAAACAUAAUGUAGUACAGCAUUGUUUGCAGUAGUAAAUGAGUGGGAACUGUAAAGUUUUCAUCAGAAGGGACUAGAGUGUGAUCUGUAUAUCCAUAAAAGAGAGUAUCUCUACAUAGCUCUACUAAAGAAUGAGAAAACUGUACUCCACUACAUACUCUGGUGUAGUCUGGCUCAGUUCUUGGACUCCUUUUCUCGGCUAACUCAACUAGCCUCACCACUUACAAGCUCUGUGUUCUGUGAAAUAGUUUAUGUUCAACAGAACACCAAGGCCUAGCUGUAAGUGCCACGUUAACUUCUAGCAAUGCCAAAGCCUGUGAUGGUGGCAGCUUCUGGCUGUUUCUUAUUCCCAGGAUGCCUAACCACCUCUCCAAAUUCUAUCAGUUUGCUUCCACCCACUUCAAUCUUAAGAACGAAACAUAGAGCUUAAGAAAAAUAGGCCCGGCACGGUGGCU
This is a messenger RNA of Rhinopithecus roxellana (golden snub-nosed monkey), 1914 nucleotides long. Its product is annotated as histone H4. Gene Ontology annotation, molecular function: DNA binding; protein heterodimerization activity; structural constituent of chromatin. NCBI's taxonomy places the organism in Eukaryota, Metazoa, Chordata, Mammalia, Primates, Cercopithecidae. The transcript has a single exon. The record is from RefSeq and is a predicted model, not a curated record. The coding region runs from base 7 to 318 and encodes 103 amino acids. Gene Ontology annotation, biological process: nucleosome assembly. Gene Ontology annotation, cellular component: nucleosome.